Propithecus coquereli (Coquerel's sifaka) is the source of this 769-nucleotide messenger RNA. It is a transcript of the gene EIF4EBP3, whose product is annotated as eukaryotic translation initiation factor 4E binding protein 3. The record is from RefSeq and is a predicted model, not a curated record. The transcript has 3 exons. Bases 197 to 502 code for a protein of 101 amino acids. Lineage: Eukaryota; Metazoa; Chordata; Mammalia; Primates; Indriidae. Gene Ontology annotation, cellular component: cytoplasm. Gene Ontology annotation, molecular function: eukaryotic initiation factor 4E binding. Gene Ontology annotation, biological process: negative regulation of translational initiation.
UUCUCUGAGCCAAAGCUUGGUCCGUAGCGGGUAGGGCGGGGCCACCAGGUUGAAUGACGGCACGUGUCCCGCCCCGGGCGUGACGUCGUCCUAGUGUUGUUACCCGCGGCUGCACGUGGUCGGCUGAGUCCGCCUCAGACUGAGCACUGCUCCGGGACCUCAGCACCAGCUGGUUACAUUCCUGCUUCUCCUCGCUAUGUCCACGUCCACAAGCUGCCCGAUUCCCGGGGGUCGGGACCGGCUGCCCGACUGCUACAGCACCACGCCGGGGGGCACGCUAUACGCCACUACCCCGGGAGGCACCAGGAUCAUCUACGACCGAAAGUUCCUGCUGGAGUGCAAGAACUCACCCAUUGCCCGGACACCCCCCUGCUGCCUCCCUCAGAUUCCCGGGGUCACAACUCCCCCAACAGCCCCACCCUCCAAGCUGGAGGAGCUGAAGGAGCAAAAGGAGACAGAGGAAGAGAUACCCGAUGAUGCACAAUUUGAAAUGGACAUCUAAUCCAGUGCAGAUGACCUUGUGUGUGGAGUUAUAGAGGGAUCCCUCAGCCACUGCUGCCACCACCUCUUCUGGGGUAUCCAAAGGCCAGCUGGCCUCAUCUAAUCUGGAAGGGAGUGAUUUGUUGGUUCUGGGCCUCCUUUAGUUCUGAAGCAGCUAGACCAGGGAUAGGAGUGGGCCACUUGCCAAGCCCUUGGCUCUUCUUAGGGGCUGGGACUGUGGGGGAUGGACUAUGUCACCUUCUGGCUGCUUAGUAAACGUUCAGAGAAA